GUACCGGAAAUAAGCAAGAGGAAGUAGAAGAAGAAGCAGCUCUCCUCGUUCGCUAGUUAGCUACUGCUGGGAAGUAGCGUUAACAUUUCCAGGAUAUUAUCAUAAUGAGUUAUGCAGAGAAGCCGGAGGACAUAACAAGGGAAGAGUGGAUGGAUAAACUCAACAAUGUCCACAUUCAGAGAGCUGAUAUGAACAGGCUCAUUAUGAACUACCUGGUGACAGAGGGCUUCAAGGAGGCAGCAGAGAAGUUCAGGAUGGAGUCUGGAAUAGAGCCUAGUGUGGACUUGGAUUCUCUAGAUGAAAGAAUUAAGAUCAGAGAGAUGAUCCUGAAGGGACAGAUCCAGGAUGCCAUUUCACUGAUAAACAGUCUGCACCCUGAACUGCUGGAUACCAACCGUUACCUCUACUUUCACCUACAGCAGCAGCAUCUGAUUGAGCUGAUUCGCUUGAGGGAGACCGAAGCUGCCCUUGAAUUUGCCCAGUCUCAGUUAGCGGAGCAGGGGGAGGAGAGCCGAGAAUGUCUGACCGAGAUGGAGAGGACACUGGCCCUGCUGGCAUUCGACAACCCUGAGGAGUCACCUUUUGGAGAUCUGCUCAAUAUGAUGCAGAGACAAAAGGUAUGGAGUGAAGUGAAUCAGUGUGUGCUAGACUAUGAAAACAGAGAGUCAACCCCCAAGCUGGCCAAGCUCCUGAAACUGCUGCUGUGGGCUCAGAAUGAACUUGAUCAAAAGAAAGUGAAGUAUCCCAAAAUGACAGACCUCAGCAAGGGAACCAUUGAAGACCCAAAAUAAGGACCCCACAGUGAAAACAUACUACAGCAUUACAAAAUGGACACAUUUCCUUUAUCUAUUUAUACCCCAACAAACUGACUCAUAUAGAGUACAACCUUUUCUUUUUUGUAAGGGUUGCUUUUUGAUACUUUAAUAAUUUAGAAUGUGCAAACUGGAUUGAUGGCAUUUUAAAGUGACUUCUCACACUAAAAUAACAUGCAGACCAUUAUUUUACUUAGUAUUAUAAUUUACAUAUUUGUUUAUGUAUAAUGGGUACACUAGUUUUUCUGUCUCUUGGCAGGGAAAGUUGUUAGCCAUAAGAGGGUGUGAAUAAAGCCUAAAUUAGGCUGUCACUUUCUGUGUGAGACCACUUGGAAUGGGAUAAGUUCAAUGUUUAGGGAAAAUGGUUGGCUCAGUGUGCACUGCCUCAAAUAAACAACUUUUUUCCCUUAUAACAAGCAUACACAUUUCAGCUAGUUGUCUUUUAGCUAUAGUAUUCUAUGGGAUGGCAAUAGCCAAAGCAAGAUGGUUGGGAUGUUUCAAACUACUGUGACUUUGAAAGUUAAAUUCAGCUUUAGAUUCAUAAUGCGUUCUUGCUUGAGACAUGACAAAAUAUAUGCUGACAUAGAUAAGUUAUACAUCACGGUAGCAGUUAACAUGUGGGACAAAGCAAGAUUCCUGGAAUGCUAAAAGACUUUGCACCCUACUGUGACUGUGCAAGCUUAAAGGCAGCCUCGGUUUCAUAUUGUUAUAAAAUACAAUAGAUGAUAUUAAAAGAUGUGAAUGGAUAAAUCUAUAUCACUUUUACAGAUGGAUUAUUUACAUGUAUGGAAUAAGUAGCUCUUUUGCUAAAUUUUAUGUGCUUUUUUUUUUGCUGGGAUAUUAUUUUGCAAUAAAAGUGAAAUGUUAAACUGCGCCAAGUCA
Molecule: messenger RNA, 1694 nt
Organism: Micropterus salmoides (largemouth bass)
Lineage: Eukaryota; Metazoa; Chordata; Actinopteri; Centrarchiformes; Centrarchidae
Product: glucose-induced degradation protein 8-B homolog
Exons: 5
Coding region: 105-791 (228 amino acids)
Biological process (GO): proteasome-mediated ubiquitin-dependent protein catabolic process; positive regulation of canonical Wnt signaling pathway
Cellular component (GO): cytoplasm; nucleus
Molecular function (GO): protein binding
Source: RefSeq, a predicted model, not a curated record